Messenger RNA from Penaeus monodon (black tiger shrimp), 1295 nucleotides. Its product is annotated as cardioacceleratory peptide receptor-like. The record is from RefSeq and is a predicted model, not a curated record. Gene Ontology annotation, cellular component: membrane. Gene Ontology annotation, molecular function: vasopressin receptor activity. Lineage: Eukaryota; Metazoa; Arthropoda; Malacostraca; Decapoda; Penaeidae. Gene Ontology annotation, biological process: G protein-coupled receptor signaling pathway.
ACGGAGCAGUUCGCCGUGAUGUGGAUUCUGUUCAUCUCCAUCGUGGUUGGCAACGUCGCCGUGAUCGUAGCGUUGAUGCUCUCCAAGACCAGGAAGUCGCGGACCAAUUUCUUCAUCAUGCAUCUUGCGCUGGCGGAUUUAUCGGUAGGCCUUAUUAGUGUACUGACAGACAUAGUGUGGAAGAGCACAGUAUCUUGGCACGCGGGCAACGUCGGCUGUAAAGCAGUAAGAUUUGCACAGGUGUUAGUGACGUACUCCUCCACAUACGUGUUAGUGGCUCUUAGUAUCGACCGAUAUGACGCUAUUACCCACCCAAUGAAUUUCUCAGGAAGCUGGCGUCGCGCUCGAAGGCUGGUGGUUGUCGCGUGGCUCCUCUCAGCCGUCUUCGCUUCCCCGAGUCUGGUGUUCUUCAUGGAGGCUUACGUGGACGGUGUCAACCAGUGCUGGAUCGAUUUCCCAGAGGCUUGGCAGUGGAAGCUCUACAUGACGUUGGUCGCUAUCACCGUCUUCUUCUUCCCCACCAUCAUCAUCGCCGCUUGCUAUGCCAUCAUCGUCUACACCAUCUGGAGCAAGAGCAAAAUCAUGACAGUUACCAGUAAAGCGAUGGGUAGUAAAAACGGCGAGAAGCGGGGCGCGGCCGUGCAUGAGGAUGACUCUCGGCGCGCCAGCUCCCGAGGUCUCAUCCCGAAGGCCAAGAUCAAGACGGUCAAGAUGACGCUCGUUAUUGUCUUCGUCUUCAUCCUGUGCUGGUCGCCGUACAUCGUCUUCGACUUGCUGCAAGUGUACGGCUACGUGCAGACCCAGACUCAGACGAGUGUGGCGGUCGCAACGUUCAUCCAGUCUCUCGCGCCCCUCAACUCGGCAGCCAACCCUAUCAUCUACUGCCUGUUCUCGACGCACAUUUGCCGUAAUCUCAGAAGAAUCCCUGCGAUAAACUGGGUGGUGACGAGAGUGUUCCCGUGCCUGGCGUGUGCCCAGCAGCCCCUGGAGCCGGACGGGCCCUUCCGCCGCUACGGUACCGAGUACACGACCAUGUCUGACGCCUCUAGCCGCCGCCACACCCUCACCUCCGUUAGGUAUAAUGCCAGGUACAACCCGAUGCGUCAGGGCGUCGAACUCAACAAGGGCGUGACGCAGACGACGACGGUGCCGAAGGAGUACCUCAACACUGAGCUCCUCACUUACAACACCAAGAGGAAGCAUGACUCGUACAUCAAGGGAUCCGUCGUUUAGGGAAAUGGCAUCAUGGCGUUGGAUAUUUUAAAAGAUAGAAUUGAUAUAUUGGUAUAAAAAAA